ACAUAGCGAAGAAGCACAUAUCCACCACGAUACGCCUUUCUCACGUCCCUGCAUCGCUCGCUCUCUCUCUCUCUCUCUCUCUCUCUCUCUCUGAGUGCCUCUGUAUCACUGUUCUGAAGAACAUCAUGAGUAGUCCCCAGGACGCCGCCACUCCUUUCGACUUUCCGGUGGCAAAUCUCCCCAGAAGACCCGACUCCGAGGACGCCAGGUUGAACAGCAAUAUCUUGCUCAUAGCUAUUAUCUCCUUGUCAAUCGUCUUAGCCCUCGUCUUCGCCCUUCAUCUCUACGCCAGGUACGUCCUCCGCCGCCAAGCCCGCCGUCGCGCCGCCAUACACCAUCUCAGCCUCGCCGUCGCCAGAUACUCCACAGGCGAUCCGCCAAACAACACCGGGCUCGACCCCACCGUCAUUGCCUCUCUCCCCACCUUCGUCUUCAAACGAAGCAAAGACAAGUCUCGGAACGAAAACAGCGACGAUGGCGGCGACCGCUGUGGAGAUUCCUCUGUGAUGGAAUGCUCUGUUUGUCUAAGCAAUCUGGAAGAUGGAGAAGAGGCGAGGCUGCUUCCAAAUUGCAGGCACGUGUUCCACGUGGCCUGUAUUGACAGGUGGCUGUCGUCUCAUUCGACGUGCCCGAUUUGUCGAACGAUGGCUCGGCCGGUGCUUGAGCCCCGGCCACGUGAGGGUCCAGUCGGCCGGGCCAGGCCUGCCGCUAAUGACUUACCGAUGGCUCCGCCUGCGGACCCUGCUGCAGAAGGUACGUCAGACGGCAGUGGAGCUAAAAACAGCGGUUCGAUUUCAAGGUUGAGCUCCUUCAGAAGAAUACUUAGUAGAGAAAGAUCUUCCAGAAGAAUCCAACCUUCUUCUUCUUCAUCUACCAUCGAUGAUAAUAUUGAUCGUGAUUUGGAGAGACAGUGAUUCAUCCUGAGUUCAUUUUUUUUUUUGCCAUUUUCUUAAUUGAUUUUGUGGUUAUACAUUUUUUUUUGGGGCAAAAAAAAAAAAAAAAGGAUUUGGGACAUAUUGGGGAGGUGUAUCGUCUGGCCAAUCUUUCGUAAAUUUAAUUAAUUUAGCAGUAAAGAGGGUAUUGUAUAAAAGAAGAAAAGUGAGAGGCAGAAUGUGUUUCAACUUUCAAUUUUGUAAUACAUCUCAUUGUCCAAAAAUACAAGAGAAAUUAUGUUUUGGC
This is a messenger RNA of Prosopis cineraria, 1179 nucleotides long. RefSeq names its product RING-H2 finger protein ATL40-like. Bases 126 to 914 code for a protein of 262 amino acids. NCBI's taxonomy places the organism in Eukaryota, Viridiplantae, Streptophyta, Magnoliopsida, Fabales, Fabaceae. The transcript has a single exon. The record is from RefSeq and is a predicted model, not a curated record.